Teleopsis dalmanni is the source of this 3965-nucleotide messenger RNA. RefSeq lists its product as uncharacterized. Bases 694 to 3498 code for a protein of 934 amino acids. The transcript has 9 exons. NCBI's taxonomy places the organism in Eukaryota, Metazoa, Arthropoda, Insecta, Diptera, Diopsidae. The record is from RefSeq and is a predicted model, not a curated record. Gene Ontology annotation, cellular component: nucleus. Gene Ontology annotation, molecular function: zinc ion binding.
GAGCAAAAAUCUAUAGAGCAAUAUGUACAUAAACAGAGUUUUAAAGAAAGAUAUUAAUACUCUAGAUUAAAUAUAAACAUAAUUUUACCCAAGCACACAGCACUUAAUUUAUUUCAUUCGCUCUCUUUAAACGCAUUCUGCUUCUUUUAGCCACAAAUGCGAACGCUGUUGAUGGGCUAAAAUCAACAGUUCUGUAGUUGCGCUGCGAUUGUCGAGGCGUGUUGUCGUUUUUCGGUGGAGCGUGUGCUUUAUAUUCUUAAUGAGACUGAAACUUAUGGACCAGUAGAUUAAAUUCAGUGUUUUGUUGUUUUUUUCACGUUGAAAUAUGCUUUAAUUAAAAUUACAAGUGUGCACAUGUACAGACAUUUUGCAACGAAUUAAGUGGCGAAUAAUUAAUUAAUUAAUUUUGUUGAGAAUCACUCGUUAAGUUCGCACGCUCGCUGGAUUGAUUGCAUUCUCGUUGAUUUGAGUUUCGUUGACUCAGCGCCAGUCGAGAGAUUUGCUAUGAUUUCGAAAACAUAGUCUUCGAAUCGCGCAUAUCGAAACAAAGUUGAUAUUGGUUGGGACCACCUAAAGAAGGAACGCACUCAACUUUUAAAUAUAUAUCCCCCAGUUCACAUGAAAGCAAGAAGCCAACCACGCAAUAGGCUUUGAUCGUCAUUCCAUAUCGCAGAUGCAUUCAUCAAGACCAAUAUGGACGCCAAUAAUCCACAAUUGUGUCGCAUUUGUAUUUCGUCGAGUUCCAGCUGUACUCAAAUGAUAUCUAUAUUCGGAGAAGACUCUUUAUGGCGGAAAAUUACGACUUUUGCAGAUGUCAAGAUUGAAAAAGGCGAUACUCUUCCUCAGCAAGUGUGCGUUACCUGUGCAAAGAAUGCUAUUUCGGCAUGUCUCUUCAAGAAGAAAUGUGAGGAUGCAGAUAACUUUUUCCGUCAGCAAUUGCUUAUACAAAAAAUUGAGGCGACGUCUGCAGGCGGGCGUGAAGCUUCCAAUUAUGUACAGGUAGAGAGGGAUGUGGGAUCAGUAGUGGAAACCACUUCUACCCACCGCAACUUAAAUCUGGCAAUACAGAGCAAAGAAACAAACACUGAGAAAGAGGAGAGUGACCAGGAAGAAGGCGAUAAGAUGCCUCUAUGUCAUGCUGAAAUGCAUAAUGGAAUCAAUAAUGGAAAAAUUCCUUUUGAUUUUAAUUCUAUACGUUUGAUGCAUGAGUAUAUGCAGCACCAACUGAGUAAAAUUACUGAAGCUCAUGGUGCGAGCAACAGUGCAGAAAGUGGGAGUGAAGCAGAGGCAGAUGAUGAUGAACCUCUUCCCCUUAUACCAGAAAUAGAAUUAAUUACACCAUCUGAUGAUAUGAAUGCUAAUGUAAAUGGUAACGACAUGGGAAAUAAUACAACCCCGAUGCGUGGUUAUCAGUGUCCAAGCUGCUUCCAAAUAUUUGAAAUGAAGCAAAUUUUAAAAGCACAUAUGCAGAGUGUACAUGGCACACCUGGACCAGUUUAUGAAUGCACGAACUGCAGAAAAACUUACUUUUAUAAAAGAUUCUUAGAGAAACAUGUUAGACGUGGACGUUGUGUUAAAAAACGUCGAAAUCAAACCCGUCCAAUGCAGUGCUCAGAUUGUCAUGUUCUUUUUCCGACUGGGCAUCAUCUCGGUUGGCACAAGCGGACUGGUUGUCCUUCUAAAGCUGCUAAAAUGCCCUUACAACAACUUUUUAAACAAAACAUUGUGCAAUAUAAUAACUUUCCCAAACGAAUUGGUAUAAGAAAACCUGAAAAUGCAAUAUAUAUACACAACAGAAAAGUUAUUAUGGCUGGGAAUAAACGUAAAGGGCGUACUCGCAUCAAAUUGGAUGCUAAGAAGAUUGCGUUAGCAAAGCAGUUAAUUUUGCGUGAAGCGACCACAACAGUGAUUGCCAACGAACUAAAUAUUUCUCGUACAUUUGCUUGGCGAUUACGAAAGAGUCUUGUGAAUGGUGUAAGCCUUCAUGAACGCGUCAUUGACCCAAAUGUAGAGGAUGCCACAGAAAUACUUCAAAUAAACAACGAACAAAAAAUGCAGAUUCCAGAAUUUCAUCAAACUGAAAUUGAUAUUAAAACAGAAAACAAUGAAAGUGAUAAUGAAGAAUCUGAGGAACAUGAAGACCAAGAAGAUCGUGAAGAACAUGAAGAUCGCGAAGAUCGUGAAGUUGAUGACGAUGAUGAGGAGGAUAUUGCAGAGAGUGUUUCCAAUCAAAGUUUUAAUCAAAGAAAUGAGAAAUAUCAUCAACAAAACAAAGAGUAUAUCAAAGAUAAAGGUAAAGACGAUCCUGAUGAGAGUGAAGAUAACAGUGAAAUUGAGUCUGAUGAAGAAGAGAUUAAAAUCAAAGACAAGGUUAAUAAUUCCCAUUUGCAAUUAGAACAACAAAAACAGCAACAACAGAAACAACACCGAAUCAUACAAAAUAUGCCCGCAAAUUUAAAAAUUGAAAAUAUGUCUGAGAACCAGAAAGAGAUAUCCCAUGGGAUUGAGGAGAAUGUUGUCAUAUCGCCAUUAGCAGCGGCAAACCAGUUUCCGUCUACUGUCACUGCUGUCAUACAUCAACUUCCCGUAAAUCUCUCAAUUCGGCCCAUUUCAACAAUGCAAAAUAAUGAAAUAGUAACUGAGAAAUGUAAUUUCUCAAAAAAACCGCGCAAGCCGAACGUGUUUGUUGACGAUGAAAAAUAUGCUAUGGCUAAGACGCUUGUAGCUCAAAACGCUUCCACAAUGGAAAUCGCUCGCGCGUUGAAUGUGUCUCAAAUGACAGCAUGGAAAGUGCGAGAUGCUAUUGUUAAAGGAGUGCCACUGUCUUAUCGAAAUAAAAAAGAAAUUCGCGAAGUAGCACAACACGAAACCAUUGAAGAGUCUACUGAUAAAGGUGCACAAAGACAUUUUGAUAAAAACCAACAACAACAGCAACAAAUUGAACAACAACAACAUCUGUUAUUGCAACAUGAAGAGCAAAUUAAACAGCAACAACUACACUUGCUGCAUCAAAAAUUAGAGCAACAAAAGCAUCAGCAAUUGCAGCAACUUCAGAAACAGCAACAACUACAACAACAGCUUCAGCAACAAAAUCACUUACCGCAAAAAAUACAUCUACCAGAGCAACAACAAUCCUUAACAAACGCAGCAUCUAAAGUUGUUCAUCCUCGUAGACGUCUGAAAGCAGCUGAGCGUGAAGUGCGAGACAAAGAAAUUACACGCGAAAUUUUAGAUUUAAUAAAAGAAGAUAGUAAUAUUCAAUAUUGGAAGGUUUCAGCACGCUUAGCAGAAAAAGGAUUCGCCAUAUCACCGUCAUCGGUGUGUCAGAAAUUGAAGUCGAUGGGAAUACAUCGGCGCUGGAAACCUGGUGACAAGCCACCAACUUUAGAUAUUGAACAAUUGAAAUCUGCAAAUACUAAUUCUUCUUCAGCCGAUGAAGGAUACGAAGCUCAAUUAGAUUUGAGUGGCGCAAAUUUUUUAAAUGCCUUCACGCGUUGAAAAACAACGAUUUAUUUCAAAAAUAAAAAAACUGUGUUCGAUAUAACACUGAAAAUCCAGUGCAAAUUAGUGCUUCAACAUGUUCGACCGUCGAACUGCUCGAGUUCGAGAAUACUCGAAUUCAAACAUUUGGAUUCAACACUUCAAAUGUUCGAAAAUAUUUGUGCUCGAACAGCAAAUCUGUUUUAUCUUUCAUCUUUUUUUUUUGUUCCGUUUAAUACACGUACCCAUAACAACAACUGCUCGAACACCUUAUUAUGUUCACACAUGUUUGAUGGUUCGCUAUAGUCGACCCAAAAGCCCGAGUACAAAUAUACUUGAUCAUUAAAAUGUUUCAAGCUUCGAUUAACUCGAAAAAUAUCUGAAGCAUUAGUAUAAAUAUUUAGAACUAAAUAAUUGAAGUAUUUUGCUAAGAUGAAGCACAAAUUUAAAAGCGAAUAUUAUAAAUAUUUUAAGAUAAUUUUAAA